Trichoderma asperellum CBS 433.97 is the source of this 324-nucleotide messenger RNA. The record is from RefSeq and is a predicted model, not a curated record. Lineage: Eukaryota; Fungi; Ascomycota; Sordariomycetes; Hypocreales; Hypocreaceae.
CGGGACCAGUCUUCUUAGGUUCGUAAAGCUUCAAUAGAUUAAAGCCAGUGCAUCUGAGAAAUGGAGGUACUUUGGUAUUCAAGAGGGGGCUGCUUAUGUGAAUACUUCAAGAACUGCUCAUGUUUAAAAUUGAAAGAAGAUUUAUUAUAUUUUAAUAUCCCUUGCCCAUUAUCCAACUAUGGCUCAGCCUGCUUUUAUGUAUGGCGGUAUAUGUUGCUGGUCCCUAAAUGUAUAUGCUUCAUCCAAGCUUUACUCUACCUCGCUUUAAUUAUUCAGCUCAUAUAUUCAUAAUGCUUAUUUUUUUUUCUCUUAUAAUUUUGAUGC